Molecule: messenger RNA, 451 nt
Organism: Laetiporus sulphureus 93-53
Lineage: Eukaryota; Fungi; Basidiomycota; Agaricomycetes; Polyporales; Laetiporaceae
Exons: 3
Coding region: 145-399 (84 amino acids)
Source: RefSeq, a predicted model, not a curated record
CUUGAACUUUGAUAUCUCCAAGAUUCGGUGCAUUUCGUUCAACGGAUUAUGUGUCGAGACGAACUGUGCACGAUGAUCAGUACGACACUUACUUGGUUGCGCCUCCUGGUAACCAUGCGAAGCUCUGUCAAAACGCCAUAACUUAUGGCUCCGAGGAAACAUUGUUCACAUCAGGAAAACUCAAAUCCGGCUUAUGAUGCUUUUUUCUGUUUGCUGUCACAAAAAAAGACACUUCUUAUCGUGUGCUUAUUGGCUGUAAUAAGCCAAAACCAGCGAGCACAAGUCAAAAAUGAGAAAUCGCUUGUAAAGCACUCUAAAAAUAUCAUGCAAUGGACCCGGGCUAAGGAACUUCCGUCAUUGAAAUUGCGCGUUAAGAGCACUCACGCCGCGAUGGGAUGACUCUGUUGUGAAGCUUUCCGAUGAGCAGAUAGGAGAUGUCUCUGAGCUAUCG